AUGUUUAUGAGAAUAUGUAACAGAAAUGGACUCCGCAAUGCUCUUUUUGCUUCAAAUUUGCUUUGUAGAAAUGUACAUGUACAUGCCCGUUCCUUAGAAAACAAAGCUUCCUUGAGCACAUUGGAAAAGCUGAAUACACAUCCAGAACGGAUGAAGUUUUUCUCUUCUAUUAUAAAUGAAACAGGUUCUUCACGAAACAUUGAUAUUGGAGACUUAAUUACCUCAAAAAGCAAUGAAGAUGAAGUACAUGAUGUUUUAAACCAAUAUGGUCAUGAUCAUAGCUUACUCACUAGUAAAUUCUUCAAAAAAGCGACCUCGGUUGCCGAGAAAAAACAAUCGGGCGAACUUGCCUCUCGUUUGCGUGAGAUUGCUGCUAAUAGCAUGAUGGCACUGAGUCCUGAAUCCAUAACCAAUCUUCUUUGGGUAUUUAUAAGAGAAAAGAACUCUUACGAUAUGAUGGCACUCGUUUCUUUUUUCCCUAAUGAAUUAUCAGUAUACAUGCAUACCUUUCGCAGACUUUUACUAACGUCUACGCGUACAGGAACAAAUGUGGAUACUUGUUAUUUUCUGGCAGAAAUAUUGUUGCCAGAUUUACUGAAAAGAAGACAUACUUAUUCAAUUGCACAGCAGCGAGAACUCCAAAAGAUUUACUACGAAUUGUUGCUAUGCUUUGCCUAUUCUUAUCAUACAAAGGGGAUGAAGUUCUUGCUUCCGAUACUAUAUCAAGAAAAUUUUCAAAGUAUUAAUGCAACUUCGAUGGAUAUGGCUGUCACGGCUCUUUGUGCAAACCAUGAGCUCGAAGCAGCUAUCCAACUUACGCUUUAUUUGGCCAAGCGUGAUUUCCCUGUCAAUUAUAUGCUAUAUCAGGAGAUAACGGACAGGCUAUGUUUCGAAAAUAAGCCUCUUCUUGCGCUCAAGUUUUUCCAAAAUUUUUACAAAGGCACACACACCAAGUCAACUGCAGAAUUUCUGAUGCCUAUAGCGGAAUCUCUUUACAAACAAUUUAAAUCAUCGACAGAAAUAGAGAAUAACCUGUCGACGUUUCUUAAGGAUGCUUCUAAACCCACUCAUGCUAUAAUUUCCAGACUAAUCAUGCUUUCUGCACUUUUUACCCAAGAUUUAGCACUUAUAUUACGCUAUUUUACAAAUUUACGUUCAAAGAGACUUUUGACUCUCGUUGACUACAAAAUUGUUUUCCAAUUGGCGUUUGAACUUCGUUCUCUUGAAUUAGCUGAUGCCAUAAGUAAAGAAGGUAAACACCUCAACCAGUCUGAUCAAUUCAAAUUACGAGAGAAUUAUAUUGCUUUACAAAUACUAGUCAGAAAAUACGCUGAAGCUAUUGGCAAUUUAGAACUCCUUCACAAAGAAGGAAGGCCUUUAUCAAAGCAGUUGUUACUGUUUGCUCUACAUUCUGUAAAAAAAAAUGGAACUGAAGAAGAUUUCAAAUUACUUCAGUCCAUAUUGAAACGACUAGGUUAUGAUUUUUUAUCGAAAAACCUGGAUACUCCUAAAGCUGUUGCUUAUCGUUGCUUAUAUUAUUAG
Schizosaccharomyces osmophilus is the source of this 1542-nucleotide messenger RNA. It is a transcript of the gene ppr10, whose product is annotated as mitochondrial PPR repeat protein Ppr10. The record is from RefSeq and is a predicted model, not a curated record. Bases 1 to 1542 code for a protein of 513 amino acids. NCBI's taxonomy places the organism in Eukaryota, Fungi, Ascomycota, Schizosaccharomycetes, Schizosaccharomycetales, Schizosaccharomycetaceae. The transcript has a single exon.